Messenger RNA from Salvelinus fontinalis (brook trout), 5288 nucleotides. Its product is annotated as dual specificity protein phosphatase 7-like. The coding region runs from base 360 to 1466 and encodes 368 amino acids. Lineage: Eukaryota; Metazoa; Chordata; Actinopteri; Salmoniformes; Salmonidae. Gene Ontology annotation, cellular component: cytoplasm; cytosol. Gene Ontology annotation, biological process: negative regulation of MAPK cascade; protein dephosphorylation. The record is from RefSeq and is a predicted model, not a curated record. Gene Ontology annotation, molecular function: MAP kinase tyrosine/serine/threonine phosphatase activity; protein tyrosine/threonine phosphatase activity. The transcript has 3 exons.
CUCUUGAGUUGCUCCACUGUCAAGUACAUUUCCUCUGCAUCGGAAUGGCAAAGGGACAAUGUGCUCCAAGUAGUGCGACUGUCAGUGUCGAAUAGUUCGUGUUAAUGUCUGCUGUUAUUAUUGCAUAGGAACAAAUGCAGGAGUUGCUUACUUGGGCGUGUAUAUGUGGUUAGAGGGAAAUCAACGCUCCCGCUCAAACCGGUAAUUUGAUACAUUUAAAAAAAAAAAUGAACUUUGAUGUUGGAGUUUACAUGUUCCAGUGUUUCUCCUCGAAAUAGUCAUUCGUCGCUUGGUGUACAAUGUAGCGUCAUUUGUGUAUUAGCCUACCUACAUGAAUGUAACAUGAUAUUUAGUUCGAUAUGACUAAUGUGACUGAAAGUAAAAGCGUAGAAUGGCUCCAACUCGAGUUGGAAUCCGGGGAAAGUUCGCUGCUUUUGUUGGACUGCCGAUCGCACGAGCUUUACGAAUCAUCCCACAUAGAAACGGCGAUCAAUCUGGCAAUUCCAGCAUUGAUGCUGCGAAGGUUUAAGAAGGGCAACAUACCCAUCCGAACUAUCAUACCGAACCACGAAGACAAGGAGAAAUUCGUUAGACGUUGCAAUACAGAUACAGUGAUUCUGUACGAUGAGUGCACUGUGGACUGGCAGGAUGGGGCCACUGGCUCGGUUCUGGGUCUACUUCUUCAGAAACUAUGGGACGACGGAUGUAAAGCAUAUUACUUGGAAGGGGGAUUUGGGAAGUUUCAGACCGAGUACCCAGAGCACUGUGAAACCCUCCUGGACAGCUCCUGUCCCAGCUCCUCUCCCCCGCUCUCCGUCCUAGGCUUCAGAAGUCUCCGGAUCAGUUCCGACCUCUCAGAUUGUGAAUCGGACCGUGAGCCGAGCAGCGCCACCGAGUCUGAGGAGAGCCCCCUUCCCAACAUCCAACCUGCCUUCCCAGUCCAGAUCCUCCCCUUCCUUUACCUGGGCUGUGCCAAAGACUCCACCAACCUGGACGUGCUGGGCCAGUACAACAUCAAGUACAUCCUGAACGUCACGCCUAAUCUCCCCAACAUGUUUGAACAUGACGGCCUCUUUACGUACAAGCAGAUCCCCAUCUCGGACCACUGGAGUCAGAACUUGUCCCAGUUCUUUCCAGAGGCCAUAUCUUUCAUCGAUGAGGCUCGGUCCAAGCAGUGUGGCGUCCUGGUACACUGUCUGGCUGGUAUCAGCCGCUCUGUGACCGUUACCGUGGCCUACUUGAUGCAGAGGCUCAACCUAUCCCUCAAUGACGCCUAUGACUUUGUCAAGAGGAAGAAGUCCAACAUCUCCCCCAACUUCAACUUCAUGGGCCAGCUGCUGGACUUCGAGAGGACACUGGGGCUGCACAGCCCGUGUGACAACCGCUCCUCAUCCAAUGAGCAGCUCUACUUCACCACGCCGACCAAUCACAACGUGUUCCAGUUGGACACUCUGGAGUCGACGUGAGGAGACGGAGAAGGCAGGGUUUGGCGGCCAUGUUGCUUCAUCAGUGUCUACAUGGUCUUUUGUAGCCUGUCAGGAAAAGGAAAAGAGUCCUGGAAAUGCAGCUGGUAGAGAGAGACUGAGGAGGCUCACCUGUCGUGCAAGUGAUUUAAGUAUGGAUUUUUAUAGCCCACGGUGCUCCCCAGUAUGCUUUUAAAAAGUACAUACUUUGUCCACGCUCUGAUGCCUUAUCGUCUAUAAUAGUGAAUGAUGGUAUGGUUAUUGCAGGAAAUGUCAUCAUUAUGAGCUAACUCUAAGAUGGUUUAACUGUUAUUUCAUAUUCUCCAGCUGUCAUGUGGAUGUGUCAGUUGUUUUCCUAACAAAUGUGGCUGAUGCGUUGGUCUGAAGGAAGAGGUUGGCCAUGGAGAAUGGGAAUCAAUAUUUUCUGGGACCAAACAGAGAUUUUUUUUGAAUGGUACUUUUGCUGAGGAAAUGGGGCUACUUUAAGUUGGCCUUGAAGACUAACGUUCCUGUUGAUGAGUGUAACAUUCCUGUUGAUGACUAACGUUCCUGUUGAUGAGUGUAACAUUCCUAUUGAUGACUGUAACGUUCCUGUUGAUGACUAACGUUCCUGUUGAUGACUGUAAUGUUCCUGUUGAUGACUGUAACGUUCCUGUUGAUGGCUGUAAACGUUCCUGUUGAUGGCUGUAACGUUCCUGUUGAUGACUAACGUUCCUGUUGAUGACUGUAACGUUCCUGUUGAUGACUGUAACGUUCCUGUUGAUGACUAACGUUCCUGUUGAUGACUGUACCGUUCCUGUUGAUGACUGUACCGUUCCUGUUGAUGACUGUAACGUUCCUGUUGAUGACUGUAACGUUCCUGUUGAUGACUAACGUUCCUGUUGAUGACUGUAACGUUCCUGUUGAUGACUGUAACGUUCCUGUUGAUUACUAACGUUCCUGUUGAUGACUGUAACGUUCCUGUUGAUUACUAACGUUUCUGUUGAGGGCUGUAAACGUUCCUGUUGAUGACUAACGUUCCUGUUGAUGACUGUAACGUUCCUGUUGAUGACUAACGUUCCUGUUGAUGACUAACGUUCCUGUUGAUGACUGUAACGUUCCUGUUGAUGACUAACGUUCCUGUUGAUGACUGUAACGUUCCUGUUGAUGACUAACGUUCCUGUUGAUGACUGUAACGUUCCUGUUGAUGACUAACGUUCCUGUUGGUGACUAACAUUCCUGUUGAUGACUGUAACGUUCCUGUUGAUGACUGUAACGUUCCUGUUGAUGACUAACGUUCCUGUUGAUGACUGUAACGUUCCUGUUGAUGACUGUAACGUUCCUGUUGAUGACUGUAACAUUCCUGUUGAUGGCUGUAACGUUCCUGUUGAUGGCUGUAACGUUCCUGUUGAGGGCUGUAAACGUUCAUGUUGAUGACUGUAACGUUCCUGUUGAUGACUGUAACGUUCCUGUUGAUGGCUGUAACGUUCCUGUUGAGGGCUGUAAACGUUCAUGUUGAUGACUGUAACGUUCCUGUUGAUGACUGUAACGUUCCUGUUGAUGACUGUAACGUUCCUGUUGAUGACUGUAACGUUCCUGUUGAGGGCUGUAAACGUUCAUGUUGAUGACUGUAACGUACCUGUUGAUGACUGUAAUGUUCCUGUUGAUGACUGUAACGUUCCUGUUGAUGGCUGUAAACGUUCCUAUUGAUGACUGUAACGUUCCUGUUGAUGACUGUAACGUUCCUGUUGAUGACUAAUGUUCCUGUUGAUGAGUGUAACGUUCCUGUUGAUGACUGUAACAUUCCUGUUGAUGACUGUAACGUUCCUGUUGAUGACUGUAACGUUCCUGUUGAGGACUGUAACGUUCCUGUUGAGGACUGUAACGUUCCUGUUGAGGACUGUAACGUUCCUGUUGAGGACUGUAACGUUCCUGUUGAGGACUGUAACGUUCCUGUUGAUGACAAACGUUCCUGUUAAUGACUGUAACGUUCCUGUUGAUGACUAACGUUCCUGUUGAUGACUGUAACGUUCCUGUUGAUGACUGUAACGUUCCUGUUGAUGACUGUAACGUUCCUGUUGAUGGCUGUAACGUUCCUGUUGAUUACUAACGUUCCUGUUGAUGACUGUAACAUUCCUGUUGAUGACUGUAACAUUCCUGUUGAUGACUGUAAUGUUCCUGUUGAUGACUGUAAUGUUCCUGUUGAUGACUGUAACGUUCCUGUUGAUGGCUGUAACGUUCCUGUUGAUGACUGUACCGUUCCUGUUGAUGACUGUAACGUUCCUGUUGAUGGCUGUAACGUUCCUGUUGAUGACUGUAACAUUCCUGUUGAUGACUGUAACGAUCCUUUGGAUGACUAAUGUUCCUGUCGAUGACUAACGUUCCUGUCGAUUACUGUAACAUUCCUAUUGAUGACUAACGUUCCUGUUGAUGACUGUACCGUUCCUGUUGAUGACUGUAACGUUCCUGUUGAUGACUGUAACGUUCCUGUUGAUGACUGUAACGUUCCUGUUGAUGACUGUAACGUUCCUGUUGAUGACUGUAACGUUCCUGUUGAUGACUAACGUUACUGUUGAUGACUGUAACGUUCCUGUUGAUGACUGUAACAUUCCUAUUGAUGACUGUAACGUUCCUAUUGAGGACUGUAAGGUUCCUGUUGAUGACUGUAACGUUCCUGUUGAUGACUGUAACGUUCCUAUUGAUGACUGUAACGUUCCUGUUGAUGACUGUAACGUUCCUGUUGAUGACUGUAACGUUCCUGUUGAUGACUGUAACGUUCCUGUUGAUGACUGUAACAUUCCUAUUGAUGACUGUAACGUUCCUAUUGAGGACUGUAAGGUUCCUGUUGAUGACUGUAACGUUCCUGUUGAUGACUGUAACGUUCCUGUUGAUGACUGUAACGUUCCUGUUGAUGACUGUUCUAAACGUCUUCAUUUGCAGCUCUCUCUCUUGACAUCAGAAUGGAGUGAUCUUGGAAAACAGUGCUACGUUAUUUUCCCUACUUUGCUGUCAUCUUCAGUGUAAACAUUUGAUCAUGUAGGAACCUUUGUUGAACUGAGACAGGUCACCCUCUGCAAAAUGUUAAAGAUGAAACACCUAUAGUUUUUUUUUGUAAAGCUCUUGUAAAUUGUAAUAAUUAUAAUAGCAUUGCAUUGUCUGCAUGUAAUUAAGUUGAAUUUCUGUUUUGUACCUCUUCUGCCUGUUGUUCCUCUGGCCUUUAUCAUACCUUCUAAGUUAACAUAACACUUAACUGUCUUUAACCAAGGACCUGGGUAUAGUAUAGGAUUGUCAUAUGCCGUGCUUGAAAUUCAUGACUUGUAGUUAUGAUCCAUAAUGGACAUUUGAACCUUGUUUAUUAAGGCAUGGAUAAGUCAUGUAUAGACACAAUCUUCAGCCUGCAGCCACUCUUCCUUUAGCAGAACCAUGUUAAGGGAAACAUGCAGUGUGUUUUGAUCCGUUCUGUUGUUGCCAGUAAUGUCUCGGAACGAGUCGGCCCAAAGUUGAAAGUUUUAGUGAAUGAGAGAGAGGGAAUGAAAUGAAACGAGUCAAGAUGAUGCUAAAUGUGUUCUUACCUCACGGAGAGACAUUUUCAGGGAUUUUAUAUAACACAUCUGUAUUUUGUUACAGCCUCUGAAAUACAUCAAAGGGCUGUGUUUAUUUGGUAUGUGUUUGUAAAAUAUGUACAUAAGACUCGCUUGGUAACGGGGGACCUUUUCUCUGAAUCAUGAAGGAUGUGAAGUUAAAUUGACCCAAUUACAGUAUGUAUAGUGUAUGUAAAACUAAAUGUACAAGACAUUUAUGUACAAGUUUAUACAACAAAUAUAUUGUAUAUUUUUUACCUUUAAA